This is a messenger RNA of Chilo suppressalis (striped riceborer), 2200 nucleotides long. NCBI's taxonomy places the organism in Eukaryota, Metazoa, Arthropoda, Insecta, Lepidoptera, Crambidae. The record is from the annotation of a GenBank genome assembly.
GGAAAGUUGUCGACGCUAACAAAAUAUUUUCGCGGAUGGAGUACCGAGUCCCUGCCGCACCACUGAGCGGCACGGCGGAGAGAGAAGCGUACCAAAUUUAUUUUAUUAAAAUUGAAUAAACACGCGGGAGCGGUGCUGUAACAAAAAUAACGCGGCCAGCCUGGGCUCGUGGCGUAAAUUUUAGUUUCGACAUAUUCGUUUUACGCGAGACCACGUUGAUCAUAUUUGAAACGUUUUGAUCGCGGUGAAAAUACAAAACUGCGACCGACAACGGAACUGGCGAAUAUGUCGUUUUUAAUUAAUGAAGUUACCGCUUUUCGUCCCUUGCCUUUUUUUGAGUGAAGUUUUGUGUUAGUUUUACAUAAGUGUGUCGACGAAACGCCAUGUUCAAUCAUACGAGCAGUUCGUACAAACCCAGUUCCGGCAGCUAUAACAUAAAGAACGAUGGCCCGAGGAGGAAACUUGACGGCAACCUUUGGAUGGAGAGGACUAGAAGGAAGUUGGAGAGAAGGCGGCGUAAAUCACUUGAGUGAUAUAGUGAAACGGCGGGGAGGUAUGUGGGGCGGGGGUGCGCAGUGCGUGCACGCAUCGCUGCCGCGCGGCGCGCGCGCUCAACCGGCGCCGGCGCCGACGCUCAGUGGCGCCAUCGCCAGCCGCCGCCCUCCCCGGCCCACUCCUCCUUCUCCGACGUUGGUGGCACAAAUCGAUUCAUCAGUGGCCUGCCUCUGGUUGCUGACUCCGCUAUCAGCUGGCACAGCAGUUGUGGCGGUGCUGGUGGCAGUUUCCACCAACAACUGGCUUCACACAGAAGAGAACAUGCUGAACCCUUCGUUCAAUGGCACGGGAAACCACGGGCUGGUGGCACAACACACUGUCUCCGGCCUGUGGAGGAUAUGUCACACUGAUCCUGGCAGUACGGUGUACCGGUGCUUGGACAUCCCUUACUUCCCAUUGUCACAAUACACGCCAGAUCAAAGUGACUCCACAAACGCAAUACCAUAUGUGGUGACGAGAUCGGCCGCUCCUCUCCUACUGGCAGUUUUAACGCAGGCAGUUGGUGCUUUAUGCUGCGUCUUAGGACACUGCGUGAAGGGUCGAAGGCUGUGCACAUUCAUCGCUGGCGUGCUCUUUAUUAUUUCUGGUCUCAUCAUGCUUACUGGGAUCGUCAUGUACAUAUCUGUAUUUAAGCAACAAGUGGGCCACAAGCUUCGCUACAUGACCCUGUUCGACGCGCCUCGAAUGUCCUACAGUUAUGGAUAUUCCUUCGGCCUUUACAUAAGCGGUUUCAUCGCAGUCGAGCUAGCGGGCACUUCGGCCAUAUUCCUCUUCCUACAAUGGUACCAAAAAGACUGGAUAACAGAAUUAACAGAGAAAGCGAAGGCGGACUGUCGAGCUUGGGAUCGAGAGUUCGCUUUCUCAGACUUUCGAGAUACGGACUCAACGUUACUAGAAAGGCGGAUGAUGAAGAGAGACACUUACCCACCGACUGGUUCUUCGGCAGCGACUCCACACGAAAGAAGACGAUUCGUAUUCGACGGGGAUGAUAAUAUGCCUCACUGUUCAAUACACAAAAACAGGAGAAUCAAUCUGAGCUCAGCGUCUCUCAAAGACUUAUCAUCUUCCACACUGUACGGGUUCCCGGCGGCUCCUAGACCGACGGCUUGUGACAACUACUUUGAAGAGUUUAAAGAAGUGCCUCAGAGCGCGAAUACUCUGAGCGGAUUGCGAAGUGCAUCGAUAUUUCAGUCGCAAGCUUCAGUUGCAAGCGGGAGAUUCUUGGACACGAGUGCUGUAGAACCACCGCCGUCAAGAGAAGAGGAAUUGGUGACUUUCAGUGCGGGAACAAGGGGUCAAAACGAUGAGAAGAAUCCACCCCGACACGACCGCGCCGUAGGAACCGAUCCUUAUCGACGUACCACACCCGUCUGAUCCAAAACCUCCUUGGGUCACCCCAAACGUUUAUAAAGCAUAUCGGACAAGUGAUAAAAGUGAUAUUGCUGUUUCACGUACUGUUUACACCUAGACAUUGUAAUAUUAUUAUAUUGACUAAUAAAUUGUACGUAGCCAGGUAUGCGUACCUACAUAAAGGUUAAGGAGUGUCUUUCGAAUUUAUGAACGUACAGAACAUACGUGACCUUGUGUUGUUUAAUACGAGAAAUUUUUAAUUGUUACAUUUCCUUAAAUAAACACUGCCAUUUGU